AUGACAAAACCAGUGAUCGUGGAGACUGUGGCGAUACCAAAGCGGCACAAUGUCGAGAGACACUUCACUACCUGUCACAAAAGCUACAAUGCUAACUCUCCACCUGGAAGCGCACUAAGGGCAGAAAAAGUCGGUGAGCUAAAGGCAGCUUUGGUUACACAAAAAAAAUCACAAAAAGCAACCGAAGCCUCGUUCAGAGCUACACAUUUUCUGAUCAAGAAGAAGAAGGCAUUUUCAGAUGGAGAAGUUGUCAAAGAAGCAAUGUUAAUAAUUGCUAACAUUGCAUUGAAAGAUGAGAAAAAUGGAACCGAUCUAAUCUCCACUCUCUCCGACGUCCAACUGGAGGCAUCUGCGAUGGCUAGACGAGUGUCAGCUAUGUCUGGUAACUUGGUGGAUCAGUUGGACCAGGAUCUGGUGAAGUGCAGGUGGUUUAGCAUCCAGUGUGACGAGUCCGUGGACAGCAGCAGUACAGCGCAGCUGUUGGUUUUUAUCCGGAUGGUGUUUGAAGACUUCUCCACAAGAGAAGAACUCCUGACACUAUUGCCCUUAAAGACAACUACGAGAGGAGAUGACAUUUAUAAUAUGGUGAAGGAGUUUUUCGUGCAGAAAAAGGUACCAUUGGGAAAGCUGGUAGUCGUGACUACAGACGGGGCUCCUGCUAUGAUCGGCCGACAUACAGGUUUCAUUGCUCACUGUAAAGGUGACCCAGACUUCCCAAAAUUUCUGCAUUACCACUGCAUCAUUCACCAGCAGGCGUUAUGUGCGAAAGUGAUCGGCUUUGGACACGUGAUGACUCCCUUUUUGAAAAUCAUUAACAACAUUCACUCCAAAGCAAAACAGCACAGGAUUUUCAAGGUGCUAUUGGAGGAGAUGUCAGCUGAAUAUGGUGACCUGCUGCUACACACAGAAAUCCGAUGGCUCAGUAGAGGACGAGUGUUACUUCGUUUUUUGUCACUUUUGGGUGAAAUCAAAGAGUUCAGGCAGUCCAAAGGUGAAGACGUCUCACUGCUAGAGGACACAGAGUGGACACUUGACCUUGCAUUUUUGACGGACAUUACUGGGAAACUAAACCACUUGAACUGCGAGCUGCAAGGCAAAGGUCAGACUGUUGUCGAUAUGAUAAGUGCUGUAAAUGCAUUUAAAGCCAAAAUGAAUGCUUUCUCAGCAGAUUUACAAAGAAAAAGGGUUCUGCACGUUCCCUCUGUGCAGUCGGUGCUGAAAGACAAUGCUUCUGCAUCUGAGACAUUUGACAAAGUUGCAGAAAAGUACUAUGAAGUCAUAAACAGACUUGGGCAAGAGUUUGAGAAUAGUUUUAAUCUUAAUCAGCUUGAGUCAUGUGUGUCAUUCAUUUCCAAUCCUUUCAUGGAUGGGGACACAACAUGCUUUGCUGAGCAACUAAGUGCUACGUUCAACUUGGAUGCUGGACAGGUGGAAAUGGAAAUCAUAACAUUUCAAAAUGACCUUCACCUCAAAGCCUACCAGGCUGCACCAAACUUUUGGUGCCUUUUUGACACAGAGAAGUACAGUGGUGUAUGCACAGCAGCUAUGAAGGUUGCCAGCCUGUUUGGUUCAACCUAUCUCUGUGAAUCAGCUUUUUCUGACAUGAACUUCAUCAAGAACAAACACAGAACACGCCUCACUGAUGCACAUCUGAAAGACUCACUCACAGUUGCAGUGUCAAGUUACACACCAGAUUACAAUACACUGGUGAACAGUAUGCAAUGCCAGUCUUCCCACUAA
This is a messenger RNA of Pygocentrus nattereri (red-bellied piranha), 1740 nucleotides long. Its product is annotated as general transcription factor II-I repeat domain-containing protein 2A-like. The transcript has 2 exons. The record is from RefSeq and is a predicted model, not a curated record. NCBI's taxonomy places the organism in Eukaryota, Metazoa, Chordata, Actinopteri, Characiformes, Serrasalmidae. The coding region runs from base 1 to 1740 and encodes 579 amino acids.